Rubroshorea leprosula is the source of this 858-nucleotide messenger RNA. The record is from the annotation of a GenBank genome assembly. Lineage: Eukaryota; Viridiplantae; Streptophyta; Magnoliopsida; Malvales; Dipterocarpaceae.
ACAAGCCCUGCUCCGCGCCCCUUUUGCUCACCACGAACCAGCCCUGCUCCACGCCCCCUUUGCUCACGCAAACCAGUCCUGCACCUCUGCUCUCGGAUCCCAUGCCUUUUGCGCCCAGAUCGCCUGCACUUUACGCCAGCCAUCACCGACAAUCAUACCCCCUCUACACCAAGCCUGUGCCCCUCUCCACACCAAGCCUGUGCCCCUCUCCUUUAUGCCCCACUGCCGGCAAUCAUGCCCCUUGCACACCGCGCCCUACCCCCUGCAACAGCCCUGCGCCUCUGCACCAAGCCUGCAAUCCUACUUGCUACAGCCACGCCCCUGCCUCACCUACAAAACAAAACAGCAAUACCAGACAAAAUUGGCAUCAUCAGUGAUUGACUGAGCAAGACUUUUUUUUUUUUAUUUAUUUCAUUUUAUUUUAUUUUAUUAUUUGGGUAUAUAUAUGGAGCAAAAAGCAGAGUAAGAAGGGGUCUUUUUUUUAUUUUCGAGUCUGAUUUGGGAGUCUCCCUCUGGUUUUUGAGAGUAGUAAAGGGAGACUUCGAGGAGGAGAAAGGGGCUCUUCAUUGUUUUGGGUUUCGGGAGAAAGGAGAGAAACCGACGAGAUUUCGGCAAUAUUUCAGCCUCUUUUUCUAGGUGUUUUCCUGUAAUAGAGGAGUCUUUUUGGGGAGGCAGUGAAGGAAAUGAUCUGGGCUUGAUCUCGUGGGUGGGAUUCUCUAGAUUGGACUCCGAUCUGCUACCUAGAAAGCUCUACCAUGCUUGUUUCUUUUCACUUCCUGUUCUGUGAUUUGCUUUUAGGAUGUUUAAAUUUGUAUGUGUUUACUAAAAAUCAAUGAAAAAUAAAAAAAAAAUGUCCAG